Messenger RNA from Verruconis gallopava, 901 nucleotides. RefSeq names its product ribosomal protein L30. NCBI's taxonomy places the organism in Eukaryota, Fungi, Ascomycota, Dothideomycetes, Venturiales, Sympoventuriaceae. Bases 164 to 436 code for a protein of 90 amino acids. Gene Ontology annotation, molecular function: structural constituent of ribosome. Gene Ontology annotation, biological process: translation. Gene Ontology annotation, cellular component: large ribosomal subunit; mitochondrion. The transcript has a single exon. The record is from RefSeq and is a predicted model, not a curated record.
CAUUGCUCGUCGCGAUUGAUCGUUCUUGAACGUCGCUCUUUCUCAACAUCAUUAUCACAAGCAACCGCGACCAUCGGGCCAUCGCAUCUUCACGAUCGCCAUCCUUCCCCGUCCAAUUGAGCGAAAAGAAGACCCACGUCGAAGACCACAAUCACAUCUCAGAAUGGCAUACUUCAAAAUCACACUUCUACGCUCAGGCAUUGGCUUGCCCUACAAGCGUCGCGGCGUUCUUGCAGCCUUGGGUCUUAGGAAGCGCAUGACAACGGUUUAUCACCCUGUGUCGCAGGACAUUGCCGGUAUGAUAAUGUCGGUAAAGGAAUUGGUUGAUGUCGAAGAGGUGGCCGAAUGCAAGACGAAAGAGCAGAUGAAGGCUGAGAGGAGACCAGAUCCGGGCUUCUACGUCGAGAAAAAGGCUGGCGGAAGCUUUGUCGAAUGAUAAGGAUGAUUGGUUACUUGGAAAUAUUGCUACAUUGCAGCCGAGAUUACCAAUUCAGCGUCCACCGGUAGUGUGCUCUGCGAGGAAUCGGGCACGAGUGAUUCGAGUCUACUCGAACCUUGUCGUCGUCUUAUCAAGAAAGUUGAGAAUGGCAGCCAAAUGCAAUGUUAUGCAAUGGUCUUCCGUGUGGAAAACUCCGUGUCCUUGCCCAUUGCUUCAGGCAAUCACUGUUGCGAGGCUAAUUCUUCAGCUACUUGGAUGUCCGCUACCAGUUCUACUACAGACAGAGAACUUUUCAACUGGGACGAAGAUGCGGAUAGAUUUGGAAUUUCUCAAUUAAAUGCGAAAUAUACAAUGUUCACUCCUCUCCAACUAUGCAAUGAUUCAGCGCUAUGACCGGAGGGCUAUUAUCCUUUCUUCGCCAUGUAUGUACAAUGUAUUAUUUGCAGUCUUGAACCUAUCAAC